This is a messenger RNA of Durusdinium trenchii, 423 nucleotides long. NCBI's taxonomy places the organism in Eukaryota, Dinophyceae, Suessiales, Symbiodiniaceae. The record is from the annotation of a GenBank genome assembly.
AUGUGGCGCCGCCUGGCCCCACCACGCACCAAAGAGUUCUUUGCCAAGUUGGAUUGGAUGCAAGGUGGCACAGACCUCUGGAAAUACCUGGAGCCUUUAAGCCCGGCGAUCUUGACAGGAUCGCCUUCAGGUGAUUGGGCCGGACCGCAGAAAGUGCGCUGGUGUCAGAAGAACCUGCAGCUCUCUGCCAACAGGGUCCUCGUGGUGGACCCCUGCGACAAGGCACUCUUCAGCCACCCUGGUGCGAUACUCGUGGACGACCGUGCAGAGUAUCGUGCCGAUUGGGAAGCUCGUGGUGGUAUCUUCGUUCAUUUCAAGGAGGCCACUGUCCGGGCUCCUGAAACUCCAAAGCCAAAGAUGGUUCCUUGUGCCGGCUGGGCGGCCCUCAAGUCCACAAGGUACAUGCUGCUGGGAUCGAAUUGA